Messenger RNA from Lobosporangium transversale, 1494 nucleotides. RefSeq lists its product as hypothetical. The record is from RefSeq and is a predicted model, not a curated record. Lineage: Eukaryota; Fungi; Mortierellomycota; Mortierellomycetes; Mortierellales; Mortierellaceae. Bases 49 to 1284 code for a protein of 411 amino acids. The transcript has a single exon.
GCUUCAAUUUAUUCUUUAUCUCGCUUUUCCAUACAGAUCACGAUAGUUAUGCGGUCCUCCACCCUUCCUAGGAAUGCUUACAAGGAGAUGAGACUUGCUAUAACCAGUGUCGAUUCUUGGCUCGGCUGCUGCACCGCAUACUAUGUAGCUGAACAGCUCAAUAAACACUGUGAAGGUGCUGAGCUCGUUUGCCUCGCCCGCAAGACUGAUGGUCUCGACAAACUUAAAAAACUCAAGAACGUCAAAAUUUAUCAAGUGGAUUAUGAAGACCGCUCUAAGCUAGAGUCAAGCCUGCAGGGGGUCUGUUGCACUAUCCUCAUCCCCGAGUUUGACGAACGUCGCGAGGAGCUCGCCAAGAAUGUGUUGGAUGCGAUGGCAUCUCUGCAAAUCAAGGGCUGCAUUAUGGUCUCUGUCGAGGGUGCCGGGGAAUCUAGAUCGGAUUUAAAGCAUAUCAAAUCCUAUCACGAAAUUGAGGAAGCGGUAAAGGCUCAAGUAGACUGCUACAUCAUCCUGCGCGAGGGGUUCAUGAACCAAUGCCUCCUUCUCUGGGUAUCUGUCAUCCGAGAAAAAAAAGAGUUCCCAACAAGCACGACUGAGGAUUGUGAGAUGGCUCCGCUAGACAUGUGCGACCUCAUCUGCGCCAUUUCAUGUCUGUUAAUUGACUAUUGCCAAAACGGAGACUCUUGUCACUCUGAACCUUCACUUGCACAGGAACAGAAACAGCAACAGCAGUACCUUAAAGAUCCGCAAAGCGUCGAUUCCCGAUCCAGCGCCAGUACCUUUGGGGACCACAAGAACAAGAUCUACACCCUCACUGGGCCUCAAAAGCUUACAGUGAAGGAUAUUGUGGGGAAACUAAGCGAGACCAUUGGCGAAGAGAUCAAAGUGAAGGAAGUUGAACGCGAUGAACUUCGUGAUUACUUCAAAUCACUCGAAGGAGAUAAGGAUUGCAGAGAAGAGUUCAAUGUUGAUCACUUUCUAUCAUUAUUGAGAUCUUUCUCUUCCUCUCAUACUUUCGGGGCUGUUGAGGCCAAAGGAAGUGGUGAUCAUGACCAUCGAGAUGCUGAUAAAGGUCAUCACAAAGAUGGUGACCAUCGCCGUCAUCUUGUGCCAAACGAUGCUGCUAUUGACUUGCUUCUAGAUGAAUUGGACCUCAUCCGUCAGGGGGAAGCAGGAUUUGUCUCUGGAGAUCUGGAGAAAAUUACGGGUCAUGAAGGCAAGACCAUCAAGGACUUUUUUGAAAAAGAAAAAGAAGUCUUCAAACCCCAAAAAUGUCAAAACUAGAAGGGACAAAAUCCAGUUUCAAGAGUUGACAGUAAAUAGUGAUAUGCAAAUGUAUGUUCAAUUAAAACAAUCGUCUUUUUUUGUCUUGUACAAUAACGUGCACCAUAUGCUCUAAGAAUGGGCUGAAAGUGAAGAAUGAGACUACAAAGCUUUUUUAAUUUUUGAAACCAGAUCGAUCCUAUGACAUUCGUUUUAGAGCUCGUUUCUGAU